UAAAUAAGGCAGAAAAGCAAACAAUUUUUUAUUUCUUUUUUCCGACGGUACACAACACAACUAUAUGUAACCCAUUGUAAGCAAGUUUUUUCAAUACAAGAGUUAUACAGCUAGGUGAAACACGUAUGUCCGCUCGCUGCUUAAAGGAAUCCAAAAUGGCUGCUCCAAGAUGGUUCGUCAUUGCUGUUGUGGUGUGUUUAUAUGGAUUGACUGAACAAAAGGAAACUGCUAAAGACGAAGCAUCGUCAAGCUUGCCUUACUUCAAAAAAUCAACAAAAGCUGAUAAAGAUUUGUCUUCCCUUGAAAGUGACGUACUAAAGAGAGCAUCAUCGCUGCUAGCAAAAGUUUUAGAAAAGUCGUCCGAGGAGAAAAAAGCUGAUUUGCCAUAUUUCAAGAAAGAAACAAAUGAUUUGCCUUACUUCCGAAGAGAUGCAGAAUUACCGUAUUUUAAAAGAUUGGCCGAUAUACUGCCUUAUUUUAAAAAGGAGGCGCUGAAUAUACCCUACUUUAAAAAAGAGGCAAGUGAAUUGCCGUACUUUCGAAAAGAGGCUAAUACCAUACCAUAUUUCCGAAAAGAGGCUGAAACUUUACCAUAUUUCCGAAGAGAGGCUGAAAUCUUACCAUAUUUCCGAAAAGAGGCUGACAAGUUACCUUACUUCCGCAGAGAAAGCGACGACAUACCGUACUUUGGGAGAGAAAUGGAAGCCUUACCCUAUUUCCGAAAAGAGGCUAAAACCAUACCAUAUUUCCGAAAAGAAGCUGACACAAUACCAUAUUUUCGAAAAGAGGCUGAAAACUUGCCCUAUUUUCGAAAAGAGGCUAAAACCAUUCCAUAUUUCCGAAAAGAGGUUGAAACCUUACCGUAUUUCCGAAAAGAGGCUAAAACCAUUCCAUAUUUCCGAAAAGAGCUCGAGAGCAUACCUUACUUUGGAAGAGAAACGGUAGAUGAUGACACAAACCAGCUACCGUACUACCGCAGAGAUAUGUCUUCACGCACAAUAAGGUCACGCCCCUCGAGCACAUGGUACAAAAAUCGUUGGGGAAGAAAAGAAGACAUAAUUGGUGGUGAACGAUCGGUAAGUGACGCUGAUUUGGAAAAGCUAAAGAAUCUUAUCGCUCCCUUGUUAAGGGAAAGGUUUGGGAAUGAAAAGAAGGGCGGUUCCCACAAAGCUUGGCUAAAUAAUCGUUGGGGAGAUGCUAAGCAAACAAAAAAGGAGAGUGACGAAAAAGUGAAAUCUUCAACGGAAGAAACGAAGAAGAGCGAAGAAGAGAAAUAACAAGCUGGACAAUUAUUUCAAUCUAAUAGUGUAUUUAAAACAAUGCCCGAUAUACUUUUAACGUUGUACUUGUGUUCAUUUUUGUAAGUAGUGUAGAUUAUCAAAAAUAACAAAAGACUUUCUUUGUAACUCUACUUUUUUUCGACAUGCUUUGUACACAAAUAAAGCAAUAAAUAUAUAGUUUAAGAUUUCUUUUUA
Hydractinia symbiolongicarpus is the source of this 1475-nucleotide messenger RNA. RefSeq lists its product as uncharacterized. The transcript has 2 exons. Lineage: Eukaryota; Metazoa; Cnidaria; Hydrozoa; Anthoathecata; Hydractiniidae. The record is from RefSeq and is a predicted model, not a curated record. Bases 126 to 1277 code for a protein of 383 amino acids.